AUCUGUUUCUGUAGAUUUUAGAAAUUUCUUUAAUGGGUAACUGAUCUUACAACACCUUGCAUCCGAGGAUGUGCACUUUCCCUGUUACUAGGAGUUGUUCAGAUUUCAUUUGAUAACUCAAAGCAAUUAAUGUUUGUUGGAUCCUUGUUAGGAAAAUGUUUCAGGCAAUUUUCCAGAUUUUGAAGGAUGAGAAGUCGCUGGAAUUGAUAAUGGCAAGCUAUCAGCUAUUAAACGAGUUAUAUAAGCAUUUUCCUUGGGUGUAUGUACCCAAAACGAAAAAAUCAGAAUCACCUCCGGCUUCAACAGAGCAGCUUGAACUUCUUGUGGUUGAAGAGGCUUGGUCUCCAUUUAAUUUUGGAACAGAUUAUGCUUCUGGUGAAAAAGAGGAAGCCAUUAAGAACUGUAGCGGAUCACUUGAUCCCUCUGGUUUUCAUCUUCUGAUACAAGAUCUUGCUCAAGUAGCUGAGAAAGAAAAGUCUGAAGCACUAGCAACAAAGGCUCUUGGAGCUUUCCUGGUGCGCAGCCUUGGCAGGUGGCAGCCAAUUAUACGGCCUCUGUUAGGAAUGCCUUUUUCUCCAAAGUGUUAUGUGGAAAUUAUUGUUCUUCACUUCUAUUGCAUUCUGAAAAAUGGUGAUUCACAAAUCGUGCACCAACUUGAGGAGUGUUUUGAUGAGGAUGAUUAGUUUCAUUGCAUAUUUAGUCGCAUGAAGUCAUUAUUUAACAACAUUAAUACAUCCUUGGACAUAAGUUGAUUGUCUUAAGUACUAACAAUCCAGCAACCACCUCUUGCCAAGAACCAGAGAAGAAUAAACCGGCAUAGUUAUGCCAAAAGGAACUCUGUUUUCCUAUGUUUUUUUUUUAAUUAGGUCCUUACAUUUUGUUCAACUGCUUUACUCAUUCACUCUGUCCUUGCCAUUUUCUACAAUUUGUUAUACACUGUGGCAUUUUUGACUUGAGUAGCAGCAUUUGAUGUUCAUGCUGCAAUAUGCGGUGGAUUAUGCCUUGGACUGGGGCUGCCUUGUUUGAGGAUGAUCAAACAUUAUAAUUUUUAGUAUUGGAACUGCUUUUCUGGAUUUGUCAUGUUAGUUAAUAACUUAAUCUGUGAAGUUCUUUUCUCAGUUUUUAAUAUUAGUUUUACUAAAUUUGUGCAUGAAUCCCUGAACUUGUUAUGAAUCCUCAUCUAGAUUUUGUCGCAAAAUUUGAAGCAGUUCAACCUCUCUGGUCAUGGAUUUCACUGUCUGGCCAUUCUUUCAAGACUAAUUGCAGAGUUGUUUGCAUAUACAUGUCUGAUUGAUGGACUGUUCCGUAUAGUGCUGAUUUCUGGUGCUCAUAUGGAUUUGUUAGUAUUCUAAAGUUUCUAUUGUUUAUUCUUCAGUUAUUCCCUCUUCAAUGUUUCAAGUACCUGUUGAUGGAGAAAUUCUGAAUUAUAUUCUUACUGCAUUUCUUUCUGGUGCUUAUAUGGAUUUGUUAGUAAUUUAAAACUUUUAUAGAUUAUGAUUCACUCACUACCUCUUCAUUGUGACUAGUACUUAUUCAUGG
This is a messenger RNA of Ilex paraguariensis (yerba mate), 1539 nucleotides long. The record is from the annotation of a GenBank genome assembly. NCBI's taxonomy places the organism in Eukaryota, Viridiplantae, Streptophyta, Magnoliopsida, Aquifoliales, Aquifoliaceae.